UGCGGCGGCGGCGCGGCGCAACCAAACCCCCGCUCCCCCCCGCCCACCCCGGCCCUGGCACCGCCCCCCGCCUCGGCUGUGAUUGGCAGGGCGGGCGGAGCGCUCGGCGGCGAUUGGCGGGUCCCGGCCGGAGGUGGGAUUCUUCGUUGUCAAGCCGCCAAAGUGGAGAGUGCGAUUGCAGAAGGGGGUGCUUCUCGUUUCAGUGCUUCUUCAGGCGGAGGAGGUGGUAGGGGUGCACCUCAGCACUAUCCCAAGACUGCCAGCAACAGCGAGUUCCUGGGGAAAAACCCAGGGCAAAACGCUCAGAAAUGGAUUCCUUCACGAAGCACUAGACGAGAUGACGACUCCGCAAACGACAAAGAACGACAUGAUGCAAUCUUCAGGAAAGUAAGAGGCAUACUAAAUAAGCUUACUCCUGAAAAGUUUGACAAGCUAUGCCUUGAGCUCCUCAAUGUGGGUGUAGAAUCUAAGCUCAUCCUAAAAGGGGUCAUACUGCUGAUCGUAGACAAAGCCCUUGAAGAGCCCAAGUAUAGCUCGCUGUACGCUCAACUAUGUCUGCGACUGGCAGAAGAUGCACCCAACUUUGAUGGCCCAUCAGCAGAGAGUCAUCCAGGACAGAAGCAAAGCACAACAUUCAGACGCCUCCUAAUAUCUAAACUUCAAGAUGAAUUUGAAAACCGAACCAGAAAUGUUGAUAUCUAUGAUAAGCAUGAUGGUCCCCUCCUCCCCGAGGAGGAGGAACAGAGAGCCAUUGCCAAGAUCAAGAUGCUGGGGAACAUCAAAUUCAUUGGAGAACUUGGCAAGCUUGAUCUUAUUCAUGAAUCUAUCCUUCAUAAGUGCAUCAAAACACUUUUGGAAAAGAAGAAGAGAGUCCAACUCAAAGAUAUGGGGGAGGAUUUGGAGUGCCUCUGUCAGAUAAUGAGGACAGUGGGGCCUAGAUUAGAUCAUGCGAAAGCCAAGUCCUUAAUGGAUCAGUACUUUGCCCGUAUGCGCUCCUUGAUGUCAAGUAAGGAAUUGCCAGCAAGGAUUCGUUUCCUGCUGCAGGAUACUGUGGAGUUGAGAGAACACAACUGGGUUCCUCGCAAAGCUUUUCUUGACAAUGGACCAAAGACUAUCAAUCAAAUCCGUCAAGAUGCAGUAAAAGAUCUGGGAGUUUUUAUUCCUGCUCCUAUGUCUCAAGGGAUGAGAAGCGACUUCUUUCUGGAGGGACCCUUUAUGCCACCCAGGAUGAAACUUGACAGGGACCCACUCGGAGGGCUUGCUGAUAUGUUUGGACAAAUGCCAGGUAGCGGAAUUGGUACUGGUCCAGGGGUUAUUCAGGAUAGAUUUUCACCCACCAUGGGACGCCAUCGUACAAACCAACUUUUCAAUGGCCAUGGGGGUCACCUCAUGCCUUCUGCUCAAUCCCAGUUUGGAGACCUAGGCAAAUCUUUUCUGAAAAGUCAGGGGCAAAGCCAGCUCUACCAUACCCAGAAUCAGGGACUCUUAUCCCAGCAACAAGGACAGUCGAAGGAUAUGCCACCUCGGUUUUCUAAGAAAGGACAGCUUAAUGCAGAUGAGAUUAGCCUGAGACCUGCUCAGUCUUUUCUAAUGAAUAAAAACCAAGUGCCAAAGCUUCAGCCCCAGAUAACUAUGAUUCCUCCCAGUGCUCAACCACCACGCACUCAGACACCACCUUUGGGACAGCCGCCUCAACUUGGUCUUAAAACAAAUCCACCGCUUAUACAAGAGAAGCCUGCAAAGACCACCAAGAAACCACCUCCUUCUAAAGAAGAGCUCCUUAAACAAACUGAGGCUGUGGUGACUGAGUAUCUGAACAAUGGAAAUGCUAAUGAUGCUGUCAAUACUGUGAGAGAAAUGAGAGCUCCGAAACACUUCAUUCCUGAGAUGCUGAGCAAAGUAAUCAUUCAAUCCCUAGAUAGAUCAGAUGAAGACAAAGAGAAAGCAAGCACCUUGAUCAGCUUGCUCAAGCAGGAGGGAAUAGCCACCAGUGACAACUUCAUGCAGGCAUUCCUGAAUGUAUUGGACCAGUGCCCCAAACUGGAGGUGGACAUCCCAUUGGUGAAAUCCUACUUAGCACAGUUUGCAGCCCGUGCCAUUAUUUCAGACCUGGUGAGCAUUUCCGAACUGGCUCAACCACUGGAAAGUGGCACCCAUUUCCCUCUCUUCCUGCUCUGUCUUCAGCAGUUAGCUAAGUUACAAGACCGUGAAUGGCUAACAGAAUUGUUCCAACAAAGCAAAGUGAAUAUGCAGAAAAUGUUACCAGAAAUCGACCAGAACAAGGACCGCAUGCUGGAGAUCUUGGAAGGGAAGGGGCUUAGCUUCUUGUUCCCGCUUCUGAAACUGGAGAAGGAACUGCUAAAGCAAAUAAAAUCAGAUCCAUCCCCUCAAGCCAUCUACAAGUGGAUUAAAGAUAACAUUUCACCCAAACUUCAUGUAGAUAAGGGAUUUGUGAAUAUAUUGAUGACCAGUUUCUUGCAGUAUAUUUCUAGUGAAGUAAACCCACCCAGUGACGAAUCAGAUUCUUCAUCUGCUCCAUCUAAAGAGCAGCUAGAGCAGGAAAAACAGCUGCUUCUUUCCUUCAAGCCAGUAAUGCAGAAGUUCCUCCAUGACCAUGUUGAUCUGCAAGUGAGUGCUUUAUAUGCACUCCAGGUGCACUGCUACAACAAUAAUUUUCCAAAAGGCAUGUUACUGCGCUUCUUUGUUCAUUUCUAUGACAUGGAGAUCAUUGAAGAAGAAGCCUUCUUGGCAUGGAAAGAAGAUAUUACUCAAGAGUUUCCAGGGAAAGGCAAAGCUUUAUUCCAGGUAAACCAGUGGUUAACCUGGCUGGAAACUGCUGAAGAAGAAGAAUCUGAAGAAGAAGCUGACUAAAGAACCAGCCAAAGCCUUAAAUUGUGCAAACAUACUGUUGCUAUGAUGUAACUGCAUUUGACCUAACCACUGCGAAAAUUCAUUCCGCUGUAAUGUUUCACAAUAUUUAAAGCAGAAGUAUGUCAGUAGGAUAUCCUCUGCAAAAGGUUUUUGUAGUAUGUCUUAAUAGUCUACAAUAAAAAUAUUUUAGAGUAUCUUUAAUGUUUAGAUAACAGUGUAUUAGCAGCAUGCAAUAAUUACAUCAUAAGUUCUCGAGCAGAAGCAGUCUGUUGCAAGGGUCUUCUUUGCUGCCAGUUAUCAUAGGCUGUUUUUAAGUUAGAAAACUGAAUAGCAACACUGAAUACUGUAGAAAUGCACUUUGCUCAGUGUAAUACUUGAGUUGUUGCAAUAUUUGAUUAUCCAUUUGGUUGUUACAGAGAAUCCUUAACUGUAAUCGAUGGUUGGUUGUUGCCGUAAUAGUAUAUUGCCUGUAUUUCUACCUCUAGUAAUGGGCUUUAUGUGCUAGGUUUUAAUAUCCUUGAGCCUGGGCAAGUGCACAAGUCUUUUUUUUUAAAAGGAACAGUUUACUUGCACAAAAACUGAUCGGCUGAAGAGAUGGUUUAAUGCCCUUUGGAAGAGGUUUUUGUGGGUGUGAAACAUGGCAUGGUGAGAAAUUUGAAUUGGUCCCUCUUAUAGUACUGAAAUUAAGUCUACUUAAUUUAUCAAGACAUGUUCAUGCCCUGAUUUUAUAUACUUGUAUCUAUCAAUAAACAUUGUGAUACUUGACUUGUUUCUGAAUGUCUCCCAGUAGAAAAGCUUUGGACUGGUGAUUAGUUCACUUAAGAAAGGAAAUAUCAGUGGGAGUUGCUUUAGAUGGGAGCAUCUUGAAAUUAUUUUUACACUCAUUGUCUGAACAUGCAGAUGAAUUCUAAAUAAGGUCACGGACAAGAUUAAACACUACAGAUGUGUUAUGACAGGAGAAAAAUGAUGUAAUUCUGCUGAAUAAGUGGUAGGGGUUUGCCUUGUGGUCCAGUGUAUGCUUUAUCAGUGAGUAUGUGCUUUUUACCUUGGUAAUGCUUUGAGCUUCCCCAGGCCACAUGCAUGUUUUCAAAUUAAAUGGCAUUGUCUGUUAGCUGCCUGUUUCUCAAAUCAGAUUGGCAAAAAGUCCCUACAAAGGAGUUCAAUGAUGUUGCAUUGUACAGGCUUGAAAUGUCAUCUAUUAAAUACUCAAAAUACCUUACUUCUUA
Molecule: messenger RNA, 4097 nt
Organism: Corapipo altera (White-ruffed manakin)
Lineage: Eukaryota; Metazoa; Chordata; Aves; Passeriformes; Pipridae
Gene: EIF4G2
Product: eukaryotic translation initiation factor 4 gamma 2
Exons: 22
Cellular component (GO): eukaryotic translation initiation factor 4F complex
Molecular function (GO): translation initiation factor activity; mRNA binding; protein binding
Source: RefSeq, a predicted model, not a curated record